CCGUGGGUGAGCGGGUGGCGGGCGGGCGGCAGCGGCCGGAGGACGCCGGGCUGCGGGAGGCGGCUCCGCAGUGCCCAGGUUGUGGAUCCGCUUGGAGGUUAAGCUUGAAAACAUGACGUCGCCAGCAAAAUUCAAAAAGGAUAAGGAGAUCAUCGCUGAAUAUGACACUCAGGUGAAAGAGAUCCGUGCCCAGUUGGUAGAGCAGCUGAAAUGCCUUGACCAGCAGUGUGAGCUCCGGGUCCAGUUACUGCAGGACUUGCAGGAUUUCUUCCGCAAGAAGGCAGAGAUUGAGAUGGAUUACUCGAGGAAUUUGGAGAAGUUGGCUGAGAGAUUCCUGGCUAAAACUAGGAGCACCAAAGACCAGCAAUUCAAGAAAGAUCAGAACGUGCUCUCACCAGUCAAUUGCUGGAACCUCCUCUUAAACCAAGUGAAGCGGGAGAGCAGGGAUCACACCACCCUAAGUGACAUCUAUCUCAACAACAUCAUCCCUCGCUUCGUCCAGGUCAGCGAAGAUUCUGGGCGCCUGUUCAAGAAGAGUAAGGAAGUGGGAUUGCAGCUCCAGGAAGACUUGAUAAAGGUCCUGAAUGAACUCUACACGGUUAUGAAAACCUACCACAUGUACAACGCUGACAGCAUCAGCGCUCAGAGCAAACUGAAAGAGGCAGAGAAGCAGGAAGAAAAACAGAUUGGGAAGUCAGUGAAACAAGAGGAAAAGCAGACGCCGCGCUCCCCCGACUCGACUUCCAAUGUCAAAUUUGAAGAGAAACACGUCCGACGGAGCUCUGUCAAGAAAAUAGAGAAAAUGAAGGAGAAGCGCCAAGCAAAGUACACAGAAAAUAGGCUGAAGGCUAUUAAGGCAAGAAAUGAAUAUCUGCUGGCUCUGGAAGCAACGAAUGCAUCUGUCUUCAAGUAUUACAUUCAUGACCUGUCUGAUCUCAUUGAUCAGUGCUGUGACCUGGGAUACCACGCUAGCCUCAACAGAGCUCUCAGGACAUUCUUGUCUGCUGAGCUAAACCUGGAGCAGUCCAAGCACGAGGGUCUGGAUGCCAUUGAAAAUGCUGUUGAGAACCUGGAUGCCAACAGUGAUAAGCAGCGCCUGAUGGAGAUGUACAACAACGUCUUCUGCCCGCCCAUGAAGUUUGAGUUUCAGCCGCAUAUGGGUGACAUGGAGUCCCAGCUGUGUGCCCAGCAGCCGGUGCAGAGCGAGUUAGUGCAGAGGUGCCAGCAGCUGCAGUCCAGGUUAUCUACACUGAAGAUAGAAAACGAAGAGGUGAAGAAGACCAUGGAAGCUACACUGCAGACAAUCCAGGACAUAGUCACGAUAGAGGACUUUGAUGUCUCUGACUGCUUUCAGUACAGCAACUCCAUGGAGUCUGUUAAAUCCACUGUAUCAGAAACCUUCAUGAGCAAACCAAGCAUUGCCAAGAGACGAGCCAACCAGCAGGAGACAGAGCAGUUCUAUUUCACAAAAAUGAAGGAGUAUCUGGAGGGCAGGAACCUGAUAACGAAGCUUCAGGCCAAGCACGACCUCCUUCAGAAGACCCUGGGAGAAAGUCAAAGGACGGACUGCUCUCUUGCCAGCGGCAGACGCAGCUCCACUGUCAGAAAGCAGGAUUCCUCUCAAGCCAUUCCCCUGGUCGUGGAGAGCUGCAUACGGUUCAUUAGCAGGCAUGGUUUGCAGCAUGAGGGAAUAUUCAGGGUGUCUGGAUCACAAGUGGAAGUGAAUGACAUAAAAAAUGCAUUUGAGAGAGGUGAAGAUCCUUUAGCUGGGGACCAGAAUGACCAUGACAUGGAUUCAAUAGCAGGAGUUCUGAAGCUCUAUUUCCGAGGGCUGGAGCAUCCUCUCUUCCCCAAGGACAUUUUUCAUGAUCUGAUUGCCUGUGUCACAAUGGAUAAUUUGCAAGAGAGAGCGCUCCACAUCCGAAAGGUGCUUCUGAACCUCCCUAAGACCACUCUGAUCGUAAUGAGAUACCUCUUUGCAUUCCUCAACCAUUUAUCGCAGUUCAGUGAAGAGAAUAUGAUGGAUCCCUACAAUUUAGCCAUCUGCUUUGGGCCAACGCUGAUGUCGGUGCCUGAAGGUCACGAUCAAGUCUCUUGCCAAGCCCAUGUCAAUGAACUGAUCAAAACCAUCAUCAUCCAACAUGAGAACAUCUUCCCAGGACCGAGGGAGCUGGAGGGUCCAAUGUAUAGCAGAGGUGGAAGCACUGAGGAUUACUGUGAAAGCCCUCAUGGAGAAAGGGCCUCUGCAGAGGAUGCAGUGCAGGACGUGGCUGCGGAGCACCACACCAGCGAUGACGAGUGUGAGCCCAUAGAAGCAAUAGCGAAGUUCGACUACAUUGGCAGGACUGCACGAGAGCUGUCCUUUAAAAAAGGAGCUUCUCUCCUUCUCUAUCAACGAGCCUCAGAUGACUGGUGGGAGGGACGCCACAAUGGGAUUGACGGCCUUAUCCCUCAUCAGUACAUCGUUGUUCAGGACACUGAGGACGGUGUCUCUGAAAGAUCCAGUCCGAAGUCAGAGAUAGAAAUAAAUUCUGAGCCACCGGAGGAAAAAGUGACGGCCAGAGCUGGUGCCAGCUGCCCCAGCGGGGGCCACGUGGCAGACAUUUACCUUGCAAACAUCAACAAGCAAAGAAAGAAACCAGAGUCAGGCAGCAUCAGAAGAGCCUUCCGUCAAAGUGACAGCCAUGGACUAGGUAGCUCAAUGGCAGAACCAGCCUCCCCAGGAGCCAUAGCCGGUUCCAGACCCUCAUCUCAGCCCAUUAUGAGCCAAAGUCUUCCCAAGGAGGUUCCAGACAAAUGCUCCAUCAGUGGCCACGGCAGCCUCAAUUCUAUCAGCCGACACUCAUCUCUGAAGAACAGGAUAGACAGCCCUCAGAUCCGGAAAACUGUGACAGCAGGGAGGUCCAAGAGCUUCAACAACCACCGGCCCAUGGACCCCGAGGUGAUUGCACAGGACAUUGAAGCUACGAUGAACUCUGCUCUGAACGAGCUGCGGGAGCUGGAAAGGCAGAGCAGCGUCAAGCACACACCAGAUGUCGUCCUCGAUACUCUGGAGCCUUUGAAAACAUCCCCAGUGGUGGCUCCCACAUCCGAGCCUUCCAGCCCCCUGCACACCCAGAUCCUCAAGGACACUGAGCCAGCCUUCCAGCGCAGCGCCAGCACGGCCGGCGACAUCCCCUGCACCUUCAGGCCAGUGAAGUCAGUCAAAAUGGCCACGCAGGUCAAACCCCCCGCAACGCGGCCAAAGCCUGCAGUUUUCCCCAAAACCAACACCACAAGCCCUGGCGUUGCCUCCUCUGCAUCUCAGCAGCCUGCUGACAAGUCCUGUACUGUCUGAUAAACUCGAUGCUGCUCUGUGGGUCCAGCCGUGUUGUUUCAGAUGAAGAGACUGUGCUAAAGACGUUAGAAUUCCUAUUUAAUUGAAUCCUGAACUUGUGCUGAAGGUUUGUGGUGAACUGCUCCCUCCUGCUGGGAGCAGACUCAGUGCUAACAGCCUCAUCCUGGUGGUGUCCGUAAGGUGAAGCCCUUCGUGCCACGCGUGGGAAAUCCAAUAUCAGGUCACUGUGAAGCUGAGGAGGAAAACAAAACAGCACUGAGUUGGAUCUUGGUUUCUCACUGACGCCUUGCUCCAAGCGUUUGGCUGCUGGAGGGAAUAUUUGGCAGCGUCAUGUUUUGAGUACUGAUGUAGUGACUUUAUAUAUAAUUCCGUGUUUCGUCUAUGGCAGGGGAACAGUAGGGUAGGUUUUAGUCUAUUGCAUGUUUUGGUGCCACUCGUUUUGUGGAGCUUGGACGGGCUCCUCCUUGUGCAUUGUUACGACGUCGCCCGCUGGUGCCACUGUGGUUAAGGGUCUGUCUGGACUUCCAUGCCAUCCCUGGGUUUUGUUUGUUUGCUGACCCGUUCCUCCCCGCAGGGCUUUUGGUCAUCCAGCCUCAUCCUUUCGAUGACACAUCAUGAAAAAUAGUUUCCUCUGGGAUACUCGUAGGUUUUGUGGAAUGAUACGUGAUGUAUGUGCAGAUAUGAACAGAUAUGUUCCUGGGGUCUAGGAGCGUAACAAAGAGCCCAGUUGUUGCUUAUGGACAAUCUGGCUGUUUUUCUCCUUGGCUCUCCCAUAUUUAAAAACAGCUUCAUUGUUUUGCAGUGUACUUUUAGCCCAUGGGCUGCGAUGUGGCGUGUGGGAUGGGGAGACUGAAUGUAAAAACAAGCAAACUUCAGAAAUGCAGCAUCCUCUCACGGGGUCCCACUUUGUAAUGCACACAUUCUUGUUUUGCUCAUGUAUCAGGAUGGAUCCUUAACAGAAAUCCCAGUGACAAGCACUGUAAAACUUCGACCACAAGUUCUCAAGCUCUGUAUCUUCCCUCCCCCCUCCCCCCCAUUCCUCCAUUCCUCACUUCAGGGUGAGCUGCCCUGGGGUCUGCUCUCAUAGAGCAGCACUGCGUGGGACGGUGCCAUGGCAGCAUGCAGAUCCUGGAGUGCUCGUGUUGGAUGGCUGCCUCUGGAGGACUCCGGACAUUGGAAUGAACUUUUAGUACAUGUAUUUAUAGGGCAGGCAGCAAAUGCUUCAGCCGUCGGCGGGCUGCAUGAGCUCUGUUUGUGCUCUGCUGAGAAUUGUCCAUGAUGCUAAUUAACACUUAUUUAAUUUUUACUAAGGAAGGCACGUGUGCCACUCACAGCAGUGAGGAGGAGCUCGUGGUCCUGUGAGAGAGGAGAUGGACUGACCCUCACUCUGCGUUGUUCCCAGGCUUUUCUGGGGUUUAAAAAGUAGCUGCACAUCUGAUGUUUUCAUCAAGUAAAUGCAGGCAAGGGCAGGAUAAGAGAAGUUGUUUCCCUCUUCCAUUUUACCUUCUGGUUUUAAAUCUGUAGGCUUCUCACACUUAGCUUCCUUGUGACUGCGUUGUCCUGACGAUUGGCACUUAGCAAUUAAAGAAAGAAACAAGCAGAACUUCAUAAAGAAUGGUUUCUUAAAUGUACUUUGUCUUGGAUUGAAGGAUGUUACUCGGAGAAGUGAAGGGGUUUCACUGUGUCCAUCCCCACCUGUACAGAAGUCAUACAGCUGUAUUACGCCCUGCGGGAGGGAUCCCCCAGCGACCAGCCAACAUUGCUCUCAGGUUCUGAUGGACUUCUACCACCAAGGAAUCACUUGGUCUUUUGGGGAAUAAGAACUGAACUCGCAAUUUUUUUGCUCAGGCAGAACUUUCUGGCAUUUACUUUACGUAGGGAAUUUUUGCUUUUGUUUUGUUUGGUCGCAUAUGACCAAUUACUCUGUGUCAAGAGCAGGAUCUCUGUGAAAUUUACUUUGACUCAUUUGUAAUGCCUUAUUUUCUUUAUAUUUUUAUGCCUAGCAUUCAUGUUUCUAGGAACAAGUGUCCAGCCACGCACAGCACAUCUGGAGGAGAUGCUCUUUUCUGUCUCUGAGGUCUGAACGAGUGGAAAUUGAGAGAUAAAGACUUCAGGUGACUCUGUCUGUAUAUGAAUUACUGUGCUUAUCUCUAGCAUCCACAGCUCUGGGACAAUCCUACUCCAAGAGGAACAUGCUUAGCAGGAUAAACUGUAUACCGAGCAACUCAACUGGAAUUUUGGUGUGCACUGUGAUCGACACUUAAACCUACAGCAAGCAAUAUGGCAGACUGAAGAACUUCUCCUCCUCUGCGUGGCCUGGGCUCGUCCAGCCAGCAGGAAACGCACAGAUGUGGGGGGAACUCGAGGAGGAAAUCCGUCGCUCAGCUGCUUCGCUCCAUGAGCAUCCCAGGCUGAGCAUCGUUGCCAUCGUGGUUUACUGCCAUGGGGCACUGGGGAGGUGGGGAAGGAAAACUGGAGGUGUCCACACCGUCCUGCAGAGGCAGCGGGCGUCUGGUGCAGGAGGUGAUGGUGUGGGUGAGGAAGGCACGGUGGUUUGCCUGGGGAGGUGUCGCCCUGACUUCCUAUCUUCGUGUUCAGAAGAAAUAUUUGCUCUUCCAUGGAAAUUCUUUCAUGACUUUUAUGUAAUGUAUGGUGUCGGAUAUAAAGACAAGCAGUGUUUGAUAACUGGAAUAACGUAUGUCUGUUUGAUAGUGCUUUGUAUGAACAAAGGCUUCUUGUUCAUCAGAUGUUGGAUUCGAGUAAUCCAAAGCGAAACUUUUAAAAUAGGGUUUUAGGUGAGCAGUCUUAAUAGUUUGGGAAGCUGUAACCUCUCAUGUUUUAUUUCCCUUGUUGGGAACUGAGCAGUGUGCUUUCAUGGUUGCUAAAUUUCUGCCUCUCUGAGGCAAUCCAAAGGCUCUCAGUUAUCUCUUGUACGUGUUCUUCAUGUCAGAGAAGAACAUGGCCCAUGUUCUUCAGUGGGACGUGAACCAGCUCUCUCACUUGAUCUGUACUGGCUAUUUUCUUGCAAUGAUAGUGAUUAAAUAAUUAGAGUGCACUGUGACAGCAGAAAAAAAAAAAUCCGUGUUAUAUAUGUAUGUAUUUUGAUACCUGUUGAAAAGGAGUCUUUGGGUUUCCUGUGAUGAAUACCUCAUAUGUUGAAUUUUUUGGGUUUUUGUUGAAUUGUAUUUGUUUUUUUGUUCUUUUUUUUUUU
This is a messenger RNA of Lagopus muta (rock ptarmigan), 6548 nucleotides long. RefSeq names its product SLIT-ROBO Rho GTPase activating protein 2 (gene SRGAP2). Gene Ontology annotation, molecular function: protein binding. Gene Ontology annotation, cellular component: cytoplasm. The transcript is spliced from 23 exons. The record is from RefSeq and is a predicted model, not a curated record. The coding region runs from base 113 to 3337 and encodes 1074 amino acids. Lineage: Eukaryota; Metazoa; Chordata; Aves; Galliformes; Phasianidae. Gene Ontology annotation, biological process: signal transduction; negative regulation of cell migration.